Messenger RNA from Phyllostomus discolor (pale spear-nosed bat), 3611 nucleotides. It is a transcript of the gene GNA11, whose product is annotated as G protein subunit alpha 11. Gene Ontology annotation, molecular function: GTPase activity; G protein-coupled receptor binding; G-protein beta/gamma-subunit complex binding. The coding region runs from base 1 to 1080 and encodes 359 amino acids. Gene Ontology annotation, biological process: adenylate cyclase-modulating G protein-coupled receptor signaling pathway; action potential; phospholipase C-activating dopamine receptor signaling pathway. NCBI's taxonomy places the organism in Eukaryota, Metazoa, Chordata, Mammalia, Chiroptera, Phyllostomidae. The record is from RefSeq and is a predicted model, not a curated record. The transcript has 7 exons. Gene Ontology annotation, cellular component: heterotrimeric G-protein complex.
AUGACUCUGGAGUCCAUGAUGGCGUGUUGCCUCAGCGAUGAGGUGAAGGAGUCCAAGCGGAUCAACGCCGAGAUCGAGAAGCAGCUGAGGCGGGAUAAGCGCGACGCUCGGCGCGAGCUCAAGCUGCUACUGCUCGGCACGGGUGAGAGUGGGAAGAGCACGUUCAUCAAGCAGAUGCGCAUCAUCCACGGGGCAGGCUACUCGGAGGAGGACAAGCGGGGCUUCACCAAACUGGUCUACCAGAACAUCUUCACCGCCAUGCAGGCCAUGAUCCGGGCCAUGGAGACUCUGAAGAUCCUGUACAAGUACGAGCAGAACAAGGCCAAUGCGCUCCUGAUCCGGGAAGUGGACGUGGAAAAGGUGACGACCUUUGAGCACCGGUACGUCAACGCCAUCAAGACCCUGUGGAACGACCCCGGCAUCCAGGAGUGCUACGACCGGCGGCGGGAGUACCAGCUCUCCGACUCCGCCAAGUACUACCUGACCGACGUGGACCGCAUCGCCACCUCAGGCUACCUGCCCACCCAGCAGGACGUGCUUCGGGUCCGUGUGCCCACCACUGGCAUCAUCGAAUACCCUUUCGACUUGGAGAACAUCAUCUUCAGGAUGGUGGAUGUGGGGGGACAGAGGUCCGAGCGGAGAAAGUGGAUCCACUGCUUUGAGAAUGUGACGUCCAUCAUGUUCCUUGUGGCCCUCAGUGAAUACGACCAAGUCCUGGUGGAGUCGGACAACGAGAACCGCAUGGAGGAGAGCAAAGCCCUGUUCCGGACCAUCAUCACCUACCCCUGGUUCCAGAACUCGUCGGUCAUCCUCUUCCUCAACAAGAAGGACCUGCUGGAGGACAAGAUCCUGUACUCCCACCUGGUGGACUACUUCCCCGAGUUUGACGGGCCGCAGCGGGACGCACAGGCCGCCCGGGAGUUCAUCCUGAAGAUGUUCGUGGACCUGAACCCCGACAGUGACAAGAUCAUCUACUCGCACUUCACUUGUGCCACCGACACAGAGAACAUCCGCUUUGUCUUUGCGGCCGUCAAGGACACCAUCCUGCAGCUCAACCUGAAGGAGUACAACCUGGUGUGACCCUGGGGGGCCCCCGGGACAGGCCCUCCUGUGUGACGGCGUGACCGCGGCUCUGCGCGCGGAGGAGCUGUUUUUUUUUUUUGUUUUUUGUUUUUUGGUUUUUUUUUUCAUAUUUUUAACAAAUGGUUUUUAUUUCACAGUUAUCAGGGGAUGUACCUCUUUCUUUCUAUAUACUCCGUGCACCUUCUCACCUUUGUCAGCAGCAAAGGCUGCCUUUUUCUGGCCUUGACUGUGGCUCGCCUUUUUCUAGAAAAAAAGUGGAAAAAAGAAAAAAAAUGAGACAAGCAGAGAUGAGACACGCGAGCACCCUGCCCCCUGCACCUCCAGGCCUCCCUCAGUUUCCCCCACCCCAACCAGGGCCGCACCUUUGGGCCACCGUGGGACAGAGCCGCCCAUGGCCCUGGUCCCUUGGCGUGGAGAUGUGGAGACUGUGACUGACUGUUCUUUCUUCCUUUUUUUAAGUUAUUGCCAUCCUCACAACUUUGCUGUGUUCUUGCUCACUGGACUCCAAGAAGUGGGGGUGGGUGGCACCCCCGUUGCCCACCCUGGGAAGUGCCUAACCAUUUUUUUAAGGGAAAACAAAAAGUGUACGGGCUCCUCUGCGGUGAAGGAGACGUCUGCUGACCCCGUCUCAGCCUCAGGUGGCUGCCUGGUCCCCACCGCCCUCUGAGAGCCCUGGGGCUUGGGGGGUGUGCUGGGCGGUGUCUCCGGGGCCAUCUGGUCUGCUUGGAGCUCCUCCUGGCCUGGUCCCUGUGCACCCAACGGCCACGUGCUCACCACCCAGGCUGGGGAGCGCCCUCGGGAGUCCGCAGGGCCCAGGCUGGGAGGGGGCGCCCUCUGACGGGCCUCCCUCUCGCUCUCAUUCCAUGUUGUAGUCAGUUUGGAAACAGUGAUGACAGUGGGCUGGGGACUUUUUCAGAAUAUUCUCAGGUCUGUCCCCACAAGGCAGAGAGAAGUUGAGGGAGAGUCCUGCGGUGGUUCCCAGGCACGGUAGCCUUCGUCACACGCACUUGCUGACCCCUACUCCCUGAGCCGCUGGGAAUCAGGCAGCGGGGGCACUUUGCCCAGAACUGUCAAGGGUUGCGUAGGAGCCAGCAGCUGGCACCUUGGCCCCUGGGUGGCCUCCAGGCCGUGGCUACUCACUGAGCCAGAGCCACGGGCUGCCUGGCCUGGUGGCCCCUCCCAGAGGAGCUUGGAGGGAGGACACAAGCAAAGGGCUGGUCUUUUGUGGGGUGGAGAUGGCAUUUCACACGAUGUAGACUGAACACUACAGUGUUUGCUUUUUGCACACAUGGGAGGGGAAUGAACCGCCAGCCACGUGGGCCCUGCCCAUGCGCCUGCACCGGACAGUAGCAGUCUGCGUGGCCUCACCGUUUGGCACCAUUAACAAACACAAAAGAAACAAUGCAAAAAUGCAGCCCUCCUAGACAGCCAGUUGCUUUCCCUCUCCCGGUCCCACCAGCAGGACAAAGCCAGAAGGGCCUCGGGGCAGUGGGGAGGGGAAGGCAGGCAGCAGUGGGGGCGGCUGCAUUCCUGGUGAUGAGCCCCAUCCGGGGGCAGAAUGGCCCCGCCAUUCCAGCUUCUCAGUCAGUUUUCGAAGAAGGGUCCUUUUUGUGCCAUGUAUCUUUUUGAGGGGGUUGAACAUAAUCCCCCAUUCUCACCCUCAGUUGGGGGAAGCAGGUGGUGCUGUUGCCAGUGGGCCUCUCAAGGGUCCAGAUCACAAAAGGGGACCUGGAUUGGGCUUGAUGGGUGGUGUGAGCAUGUCAGGGAGCACCCAAAGAACCAACUCCUCUUGGAGAGGGGGUAGUGUGCCAAGACUCCCACAGCCCAAGGUUGGCUGGAGCGCCAGACCACCCCCGCCUGAGUCAUCUGGAACCCUGUGGGCCCGACCCCACCCCAGGAGCUGAGGGCAGGGCCGCCCUCUGUCCCAAGGGAGUCCAAGACCAGUUCUGUGCCAGUGUCAGUGCCAGCCAGGACAGGAGGACUCGGUCCCUCUCUGGUCCCGUGCCAGAUUGGAUAAUGUCUUUGAUUUUUACCCUGAUGAACUAAUGCUCUCUCUCGUGCCAACCUCCCCGCUCCUCCCACUGUGUCGGGUCACAGUACAGCUAAUGCCCCCCACACCCAACUCCCUGAGAGAGAUGUCCUAGUGCCAAUGCCCCCUAGUGGCAGUGCGGGAACUUGCGGCCAGUGGGGUGAACACUGUCUGGUUAUACUUGUAUAUUACAGUCCUGAUUUCAGACGAUUUAAACCUUAACCUAUUUAAAAAAAAGAAUAUUAUAUAAAAAUGCUGUUUUUAAACUUUUGUCAUUUGAAAUGCAUGUAUUGUCGCGCGUGCCGGGGGAUGGGCACGGUUAGCUCCAUGCCAGCCUGUGGCAGACAAAGGCUGGCCCGUCCAGACGGCGGGACAGCAGGCUCUGCUCAGUGUGUCGGGGCCCUGACCCCUUAAUCCAGAGAUAACUGAUGGAAAUUGACUUUUCAUAUCUUUCUCCUGAAAUGAAUUGUUUUAAAUUGGAAUAAAUCUCGUUCCUAAA